AUCGGCGAUCUCCUCCACCUCCACUCCUCUCCGACCUCCCUCCGCCGACCAGAAGCCAUGGCCGCGCCGCGCCGCCCUCGCCUCCUCCCCCUCCUCCUCCUCCUCGCCCUCUCCCUCUCCCUCGCCGCCGCCUCCGCCUUCCAGUCCGACGAGCUGCUCCUCCACGACGACGACGAGUUCGAGGGCGCGGGCGCCCGCCCCACGCCAGGGCCGCCCGCGCCCGCGGCGGCGGCGGUCUCCUCCUCCCGCCGGCGGCCCGGGGACAGCAGCGCGGCGGCGGCGGAGUCCAGCGCCGUGCAGUUCUCGCUCGAGCACGACCUCGGCGCCGGGUUCGUCCCCGCGGGGUCCUUCUCCGCCCGCCUCAAGUCCUCCGCGCACGGCUCCCAGACUCUCACUAAGCUUCGGUUCACAAGGAACGAGUUGACUGGUGAUGAAAAGGAUGCAUUUAAAAAAUUGCUGGAUGAAGAUGGUUUUUAUUCAAUUAGGUUGCUGUCUAAUGUGUUGGAUCCUGCAAGAAAAGACUAUGUUGUUUCCUCAAUCAAAGCUAGAUGCAUACCACGUGAAAGUUUGGAUGAACAUAUUGUUAUCCACAUGGAUGGUGUAAAUAUUUUAGCAGUUAAUUAUGGUUCUGUUGGCGGGUGCACAUAUCCCCGUCCAGUGAAAAUGCCAUCAAAGUGGGUAUUCAAUUCAUACACUGUUCUGAAGACUUCUGAACAAGCACCAAGAACUCCAUCAUUUGUAGAUCAGUUAAUAGAAGCCGAAAAUGGUCUUGGUGAAGUGGUGAAAUCACCUGAGAAGUCUUUCUGGGCUAAAUAUUGGAUGUACAUCAUUCCUCUUGGUCUCAUUGUCAUGAAUGCUGUCACGGCAGCAGCGAACAUGCCGGAGGAGCAAGCUGGAGGGCAGGGCCAACCUGGAGCUCAAAGGGCACCAAAUGCUGCUCCAAGGAGAAGAUGAUAUCUGUGCUGCCUAUUUGGUUUCUAUCUCGCUUGUAGUAAUACGCAGUUGUAUCAUAGCAGUACUUGGUCUGCUUAGAUCCAAAGGCAAUUUGCUAGCUGGUUUUACUAUCUACAGAACUUUUAGCAUUUAGCAACCAGUUGACAGAGUACAAUCAAUGUGCAGUGCAAAAGCUCUAUUAUCAGCUGUCCAUUCUAAGUCAGUUCCUGAGAGUUUACUGCAUCCUUAGCUUAUCAGGUCCUAAGAACUUACUUUUGUUUUCCGCUUUUCCACACUUGUCUUUUGUACCGGCAAUUUACUGCCCGAUUUUAUACUCGUAAACAUGUUACAAUAUUUCAGUGAAGACAUCACUGGUAAUGGCAACAUACAAUUUCACACA
Messenger RNA from Oryza sativa Japonica Group (Japanese rice), 1333 nucleotides. RefSeq lists its product as uncharacterized. NCBI's taxonomy places the organism in Eukaryota, Viridiplantae, Streptophyta, Magnoliopsida, Poales, Poaceae. The record is from RefSeq and is a predicted model, not a curated record.